Messenger RNA from Pundamilia nyererei, 3831 nucleotides. RefSeq names its product endosome-lysosome associated apoptosis and autophagy regulator family member 2a (gene elapor2a). The transcript has 22 exons. The record is from RefSeq and is a predicted model, not a curated record. Gene Ontology annotation, biological process: positive regulation of BMP signaling pathway. The coding region runs from base 181 to 3180 and encodes 999 amino acids. NCBI's taxonomy places the organism in Eukaryota, Metazoa, Chordata, Actinopteri, Cichliformes, Cichlidae. Gene Ontology annotation, cellular component: membrane.
UGAAUCUGAUGAGGCAUCCCUGGAGCGCGCAGCGUAAUUGCAGGUGGAAAGCCUGGGAAGCAAGAAGCGAUAUAAGCAGGUGUCAAGCCGGGUUCAGGUUCAUGAUACGUUCCGUUUUUCUCCUGGAUUUCGGUUGUUUUUGUGUGUUUGUGUCCCCCCCGCCACCUUCGAUGAUCUACAAUGCAGACCUCAGCUUGGCUCGUCGGUCGUUGCGCUCUCAUCCUCUGCGCGCUCCAGCUGAUGGACGGGGCGAAAGGACAGAAGCAGUGUACUGAGACUGAUUACUACUUUGAGUACACGGAGUGUGACAGCACAGGAUCUCGGUGGAGAGUGGCCAUCCCACAGCACCCUGGGGCCUGUACUGGACUACCAGCGCCAGUGCGAGGCACAGAAUGCACCUUCUCGUGUAAGGCUGGAGAGUUCCUGGAGAUGUCAGCUCAGGAGUGCACUCAGUGUGCAGCAGGAAGCUACUCCCUCGGUAGCGGUAUCCGCUUCGACCAAUGGGAUUACAUGCCUAUUGGAUUUAGUAGCCUAGCAACCACCCUGGAGAGCAGCCUACCGGGUUAUAACAGCCUCACCUGUAACAGCUCUUCCUGGGUUCCUCAGGGAAACUAUCUGGAGUCCAACAGGGAUGAAUGCACAGUCUCUCUCAUCUAUGCUGUGCAUCUGAAGAAACAAGGCUCAGUUAGCUUUGACUACCAGUAUCCUGACAGUAACCUGCUAUUUGAGUUCUUUAUCCAGAAUGACCAGUGUCAAGAAAUGGAUCAGUCUGAUGACAAGAAGUGGCUCAAGCUCACCAAGCAUGGUGAAUGGGCAACUCAUACGGUGAACCUGAAAUCUGGCACCAACAUCCUUUACUGGAGGACUGGUGGUGUUGCGAUGGGAAAAAAAGUGGUGAAUCCUGCACUGCUGAAAAAUAUUCAUAUUGAGGGUGUUGCCUACACAUCAGAGUGUUUUCCGUGUAAGCCGGGAUCUUUCAGUCGAGUCCCUGGCUCCUCCUCGUGUGAACCCUGUCCUCGGGACACCUAUUCUGGCCAUGGUGCCAGUUCCUGCACUCCCUGUAACACCAGCACUCAGUAUGCAGCUGAGGGAUCUGGCUCAUGUAAGGACAGACCUCCCUGUUCCAUGAAGGAUUAUUUCCAGAUCCACACAGCUUGUGACCAAGAGCGCAAGACACAGGUCAUAUAUAAGUGGGUUGAACCUAAGAUCUGUCUUGAGAAUGUGACUGGAGCUGUGACAUUGCCUCCAAGUGGAGAACGAGAGCCCUGCCCCCCCUGUAACCCUGGUUUCUAUAACAAUGACACGGCCACAUGCUCACCAUGUCCACCUGGGACCUUUUCCGAUGGCAUGAAACCAUGUCAGCAGUGUCCUGCAGGCUCUGAGCCCACCUUGGGUUAUGAGUACAAAUGGUGGAAUGUUCUUCCUUCUAACAUGAAGACUUCCUGUUUUAAUGUCGGCAAUUCCAAGUGUGACAGUAUGAAUGGUUGGGAGGUUGCAGGUAAUCACAUCCAGGCUGGAGCCGGAAGCUCUGAUAAUGAUUACCUCAUCCUCAACCUCCAUGUUCCUGGAUUCAAGCUUCCUACUUCAGUGUCGAGUCAUUCAGGGGAAGAAUUUGGUCGCAUUACAUUUGAAUUUGAAACUUCUUGCACAGCUGACUGUGAGCUCUACUUCAUGAUGGAUGUAAACAGGAAGAGUACAAAAAUAGUGGAGUCUUGGGAGAAAAACAAAACAAGGCAAACCUACACACACAUCAUGACAAAGAAUGCUUCAGUUUCCUACACAUGGGCCUUCCAGAGGACUAACCAAGCUUCAGAUGUACGACAGUAUGUCAAAGAUGUGGCGCGAAUCUACUCCAUCACUGUGAGUAACGCGGUGGAUGGAGUGUCCUCUAGCUGUCGGGUUUGUGCCCUCGGUGCACAACCGUCCAGCUCUGCGUGUGUGCCGUGCCCACCUGGGCAUUACAUAGACGCAAGUACGAGCCAGUGCACAGAGUGUCCACCUAACACAUACCUGAUGCCUCACGCUGCACCAGGCCCUGAUGCCUGCAAAUCCUGUGGACCUUCCAGCAAAAGUGACAAGGAGCACAGCUUAUGCUAUAGUGACUGUCACUUCACCUACACAGAAGGCAAUGCCACUCUGACUUUUGACUUCAGCUCACUUGGGCCAGUGGGGUCACUGAUGAAUGGCCCAAGCUUUACCUCAAAAGGAACCAAGUACUUCCAUCACUUCAAUAUCAGUAUCUGUGGAGGAAAGGGUCAGUUGGCAGUAUGUACAGACAAUGUAACAGACCUAUCCAUCACCGACUCCCAGAGAGAAAAGGAAGGCCCCAAUGCCAUCACGACCUUCAUCUGUCAAUCAACAAUAAUCCCAGCUAGUGGACGAGGAUUCCACACAGCCCUCUCCUCGCAGUCCAUUAACCUGGCUGACACAUUUGUUGGGGCAACUGUGGAUAACAACCUUGAAGGAAUAAGUGUAACACCAGAUCUGUUUUCCAAGACCUCCAAGAAAGUUCCUGAUGUCAACUUUUACUACAGGUCUUUGGAGACAACUUCAUCUUGCGAGUCGGGUCGGAGCGUGGUGGUGACACUUCGCUGCAACCCAUACAAGAGCACUACGGGGGAGCUCUCAGUACCCAGUCAGUGCCCUGCUGGAACGUGUGAUGGUUGCACCUUUCAAUUCUUAUGGGAGAGCUCAGGGGCUUGUCCUACAUGCACAGAAAGAGACUACCAUCAGAUAGAGGGAGUCUGCAAGGGAGGAAAUCAGGACUUGCUGUAUGUGUGGAAUGAACCAAAGCUGUGCAUGGGUGGUGUGCCCUUGCCUGCUAAGAAAACACAGACCUGUGAGGGCAUUGAGUUCUGGAUCCAGCUUGGUGCAGGACUGGGAGCUUUCACUGCAGUGUUGCUCGUUUCCCUGACCUGCUAUUUCUGGAAGAAGAACAAACGGUUGGAGUAUAAGUACUCCCGGCUGGUGAUGUCUGCUAAUAAGGAAUGUGAAAUGCCAGUGGCUGACAGCUGUGCUGUGAUGGAGGGGGAGAAUGAGGCAGACAUGGAGGAUGAAGUUGUAUACACAAAACCUUCUCUACUUGGAAAACUCAAAGCCAUAGCAUCCAAGAGAAAUGGAGAUAACUAUGAAAAUGUGCAGCUAAAUUCGGCUCAUUCCAAAACAUUGGUGUGGAGCUAGAGUGGAAGAACCGUGAAGGGGGCUGAGGGGAGAAAUCAGACCUUCAAGAGACUUUUCCCACUUUGUGACCCCUAUCUAACUAUCCCCUUUAUAAGCUUUGAUACCUGGAACACCAACUGUUUGUAUGUGCACACACAUAUAGACACAACAUCAGAGCCAUGCUCAAACGAGUCACACUAACCUGGUGGCCUUAAAGCUUGGUACGAUGGAGCUGUCCAGUUAAAGACUGUGAAGCAGGUGUGUGGCUGACACUUCCUGAUAGCUGUCUGAUUCUAAUUUAUUUCAGGAAAAAAUUGAUAGAAGAGCUCAGGGUAAGACAAAGACCUAUUUAAGAUGUCCUGUUUUGCUAUUUUUCUCUCUUCAGUUUGCGUAUCGUCCAAUAUUUCGUUGAUACCUGUGGUAUAGUUCAUCUUCAGGAAAGCUAUGAUUUGCCUUUCCAUAUCCCACAGAUGUUUACACAGAUUGGUUUAUUCUUUUCAUGUACAAUCAUUAUCUUCUCAUGUUUUUGUUGUUGUUGUUUUUUUUUUUUUUUGAAAUUAUAUAAUGAAGAGAACUACUGAUCAGUUGAAAUUUGAAUUUGCCAUAUUCUGUUUGGGUUGUGGUGUGGACUGUCCAUGUACUUCAAAUAAAUCAUGAUGUAUUUAUGUAUAA